AUGGCAAUUGCAAAGGAAUUCAACUGGUUACAUGUGGACAGUGAAGACGAGAAUCCACAUCUACUAUCAACAUUAUCCAGUUGCUUGACGCUCAGCGAUGUACAAUGCGACAAUUACGUACGUCUGCUGGCAGUAGAUAUAUCCUUGGAUGAUUACGAGGCUGAGCCCAGUGCCAAGCUGAAAGUUUUUCGUGGAUUGCGGCUCAAACAGGAAUAUCCAUUGCCGGGCAUACCAACUGCCAUCGAGAGUCUCUAUAUUGACGAGUCAGAACCUAAAACGCCAGUUAUAGCAGUGGCCAUUGCGGAGUCAGUAUUGUUCUAUCGUCACUUAAAGCCGUAUUUUAAGUACACGAUACCAGUGUUGGAAGCAGAUGAUCUGGAAGCGGAGCUAUGGCGUAAGCUUCCCGUAAUGAAGCGGGAGACACAUGACGACUUACUGCUAUUGCUUAAGGAUGUAGACCAUGCCAAAUUAUCACGCAAAACUCAACGGCUGCUGCAACUCUCCGGGGAGGAACGUGAGGCGUUUAUAGAGACUCACAAGGACUCGCCUGUGGGUCGGAUUGGUAAUAUUGUGACCAUGUGCUGUUUAAAGCGCGUUUCCAGUGAUGCCAAUCCGCCAUCGCAUUUAGUUUUAACAACGGACACUGGACACAUUUAUGUGCUGGAGCCGCAGGGAUUUAACCUUGUAUAUGAGGCGAAGAUCUGUAGCUAUGAAACGGCUGUGCCCAGUUUGAUAUCAGUGCAUGGCACCUACGAAACAGAAUUUUGCAUUGUUGUGGGCACACGCAAUGGCGGCGUCUAUUUACUGCGCAAGUCGAGCAGCGAGGGUCAGGAAAUUCUAAAACUAACAACGCCACUAACUGGACUGCUGCUGUUGCCAGUGGAUCAGACAAUUGUAGUCACCACCAUGGAGCCAAAUCUAUCUUGCUAUUCCAAGCGUGGCAAGCAGCUGUAUCAGGUGCAACUAGAGGCACAUCCUGUGUGCAUAAUCCCACUACCACUUACACAUCUGGGCAUAACUUUGGUGGCCGUGGCAUUACAAGGUGGAGCUGUCAAGUUUUAUUUGCAGCGCUACCUUGUGGAUGAGUUCGAGGUGCCGGAAACAGUCGCUGCCAUGCUAUAUGGACGCAUGGGCAUGGAGGAUCAUGUGCUCACGCUAAUAACCCAAAGCGGUCAAAUGAUUGUCAAGAUAUUGCGGCGCGUAACAUGCUUUGAUCCCAUUAAUGAAAUAGGAGCCAGUAAAACGACGCUAAGCUCACACCAAGUGGUCGAUGCCUCCAUAUUGGACAAGCCUAAAAAGAGCUCCAUCUUCGUAGAGCAGGCGGCACGUGAAAAAGUGCAUGCAAAGGCUAGCUAUAGCAGCUUUCAGGUGGAGCUGUGGCGUCUACGACACACUGCAGCUCGUGCUACUAUCGACGCUAUUAACUCUUCGGAGAGCACCAUUUCGGGUGACCUAACACAUGCGCCAGUCAAACUGUCCGCUGAGGUGUGCGGCGCUGGACCUGCCUUUCGUCUCUACCUCACCGUGCAGAAUCUGUCCACCUUCAAGAUGGCCUCGAAUCUGUUGGUAUUGCUGCAUGCGGACAGACGACACUACACGCUUCAACAAUCGCUGGCCAGAUUGCCCAGCGUUCUGCCUGGCAUUCCACUGCGCGUGGACUUUGAAGUUGUAGCUGUACUGGAUGCAGUGGACAAACUGCCACCGGCCAGUCUUACCCCAGAUAAUGCACAGAUUCGCGUCAUGCUACUCAAAAUAGGGCAAUCAAAGCCACUUAUUGCUGCUGUUGUGGCAAUGCCACAAUCUGAGGCAGCUUUCUAA
Drosophila busckii is the source of this 1818-nucleotide messenger RNA. It is a transcript of the gene BBS1, whose product is annotated as Bardet-Biedl syndrome 1 protein homolog. The transcript has 4 exons. Bases 1 to 1818 code for a protein of 605 amino acids. Gene Ontology annotation, biological process: non-motile cilium assembly; protein localization to cilium. The record is from RefSeq and is a predicted model, not a curated record. NCBI's taxonomy places the organism in Eukaryota, Metazoa, Arthropoda, Insecta, Diptera, Drosophilidae. Gene Ontology annotation, molecular function: smoothened binding; patched binding. Gene Ontology annotation, cellular component: centrosome; axoneme; BBSome.